This is a messenger RNA of Lagenorhynchus albirostris (white-beaked dolphin), 5853 nucleotides long. RefSeq names its product solute carrier family 35 member A3 (gene SLC35A3). Gene Ontology annotation, molecular function: UDP-galactose transmembrane transporter activity. The coding region runs from base 198 to 1469 and encodes 423 amino acids. The transcript has 8 exons. Gene Ontology annotation, biological process: pyrimidine nucleotide-sugar transmembrane transport. The record is from RefSeq and is a predicted model, not a curated record. Gene Ontology annotation, cellular component: Golgi membrane. Lineage: Eukaryota; Metazoa; Chordata; Mammalia; Artiodactyla; Delphinidae.
AAAAGGAGUUUGACUUUACUUUCGCAGUCUGACACCCUGGCGCCCUCCGCCACCGGGCAGCCCGGCAAAGGCCCGCCACUGGAGUUACUCUGUCCGCCAGGUCCCCUCAGGACACACCCAGCAGGAGGCACUGCCCCGGACGGUGAAGCCGGCACCGGGGGUCGCCCGUGGGGCCGCCCGGGUGCCUCGCCUUCGGGAUGGAGCCGGCCAGUGCAGAGCUGCGGCCACCAGAGCGGAGCCGGGAACGGUAUUCGCCCGGGUCGAGGAGGAAGCCGGAGCAUUUGGGGGACUGGACCGCGGGAACCCGGAAACGCCUGGGCCGCACCGGGCCGGCGGCAGCGACGGCGGCGGGAGCGGGCGCCGCUGCGCUUCUGGGGUCGCGGGGGACCCGGCGGGCGCCGCAGCCUGGGGGGCCCGGCGGAGCUGAGCCGCCGCCCCCAGUGCGCGCAGCCGGCCGAGCGGCGCGGGAGGCAAAUGAAGAUAAAACAAUGUCAGCCAACCUAAAAUACCUUUCCUUGGGAAUUUUGGUCUUUCAGACUACCAGUCUGGUUCUAACGAUGCGUUAUUCUAGGACUUUAAAAGAGGAGGGGCCUCGUUAUCUGUCAUCUACAGCCGUGGUUGUUGCUGAACUUUUGAAGAUAAUGGCCUGCAUUUUAUUAGUCUACAAAGACAGCAAAUGUAGUCUAAGAGCACUGAAUCGAAUACUACAUGAUGACAUUCUUAAUAAACCUAUGGAAACACUUAAACUUGCUAUUCCAUCAGGGAUAUAUACUCUUCAGAAUAAUUUACUCUAUGUGGCACUGUCAAAUCUAGAUGCAGCUACUUAUCAGGUCACAUAUCAGUUGAAAAUUCUUACGACUGCAUUAUUUUCUGUGUCGAUGCUUAGUAAAAAAUUAGGUGUGUACCAGUGGCUCUCCCUAGUAAUUUUGAUGUCAGGAGUUGCUUUUGUACAGUGGCCCUCAGAUUCUCAAGAGCUUAAUUCUAAGGAACUUUCAGCUGGCUCACAAUUUGUAGGCCUCAUGGCAGUUCUCACAGCAUGUUUUUCAAGUGGCUUUGCUGGGGUUUACUUUGAGAAAAUCUUAAAAGAAACCAAACAAUCAGUGUGGAUAAGAAACAUUCAACUUGGUUUCUUUGGGAGUAUAUUUGGAUUAAUGGGUGUAUAUGUUUAUGAUGGAGAACUGGUAUCAAAGAAUGGAUUUUUUCAGGGGUAUAACUGGCUGACCUGGAUAGUUGUUGUUCUUCAGGCACUGGGAGGCCUUGUAAUAGCUGCUGUUAUUAAGUAUGCGGAUAACAUUUUAAAAGGAUUUGCAACCUCUCUGUCCAUAAUAUUAUCAACACUGAUAUCUUAUUUUUGGCUACAAGAUUUCGUACCAACCAGUGUCUUUUUCCUUGGAGCCAUCCUUGUAAUAACAGCUACUUUCCUAUAUGGUUAUGAUCCUAAACCUGCAGGAAAUCCCACUAAAGCAUAGUGGUAAUACUGUCUUUAUCUGGUUUUUCACAAUGGUGCACUAGGAAUCUCAACAUUAAUCCUGCACAGAGGACUUCUACAGAUUCUAAGAAAAAAAUCAUCAUGCUGAAUCUGAUCAUAAUGUUCAAAUGGUUUGAAAAUAUGAAAGUUUAAGGAUAAAAUAUAUGUAUAUGUAACAAAAUGCCUAUUGCAUCAAGAAAUCAAAACUUGAAAGUAUUUCCAGGGAUUAGAAUAAUUAUUGGAGGAAACUUGAAAUCUGAGUUUAAAAAGAUUUUAUGUUUUUGAUUGCUGCAGAAAUAUCCUAUGCAUUCUUUGCAAGAGCACACAACAAAUGUCAGACAUCAAUUUUGCAAAUUAGAUAUAUUUAAUCUUAUUAAAUGUUUUUUAUCUUACUCUUUCUGUACAGAUAUAUCAAAUAACAUGGAUAUUCAAAGUUUGAAAAUUAUAAUUACCUAUAAAGCUGUGAAGAAAUAGGAUGAUUUGAAAAACAUUUUCAUGUAUCUCAGAUUUUUAUAUUUAUACAGAAGAUUACUAAACAAAAGAUUGCUAUAUGUUGCAAAUGUUCAACUGCAUAAAAAUUGAUAAAGUAACAUUCUGGGUCUGAUUUGUCAGACAAUAAAAUUCAUAUUUAAAUUUAAUGUAAAGAAAUAUACACAUCUAUUUCUCCAUCUACAUUUUAAGAUCUUUUAGUGCUUCAGAACUGCUGGAAGCAAGCAAUCCAGUUGUUCCUGUGCUAGAUAGUAGCCAGUUACUUUUACACUAAUGGAGUUUUGUCCUUAAUCUCUUAAUUGUAUUUCUUUUCUGUAAAUCAGAUAAAUCCUUAAUAUUACUUUAAAAUAAAUUUCUGUGUGUGUUAAUUUCCAUUAAAGUUUUAAAAUGUAAUUUAAAUACUCAUAAUAAUUUAAAAUAAUAAUUAUUGUCUAAUGUCUCCAUUUGGAGAAUUUUGAACUAUCAAAGCAUAUACUGUAUAAUAACUAGAGCAUUUUUAGAUGAAUAUUUUACUCAUUGAUCUGUAAAAACUUCUUUUAAUGUACAACUGUUGACAAAACCAAAAAAAUAGUAGUACAGAUGUCAAUAAAUUGAGACCAAAAUGACUUUUCUUGGAGACAUUCCAGAUUGCCAUGAUAUUACAUUAUUUUAAAUGGCACUGUAAGUAUAAAUUCAAGGCUGCUCAGAAGAACUUUCUAGGCCUCUCAUAAACCCACCAUUCCCAGGAAUUCUCUGAUGCAUGUCUGGGAGAGGCAGCUGAAUUCUGAAUUCCCUUUCUGUGACCCUACAAAAGCUGCCAGGAAGGAGCCACAGCUUUGCUUUACAAUAGUGGUUUCCUUUCCCUUUGAUUAGCACUGGAGUUGAGAUUGCAAAUUACAUGAGUUAUUUAAUAAAUUGGUUCAGGGAGAGAAAAUAUAGCAGAAAUGAACAGGUGGGCACAAAUACUUUCUAAAAUUGGAAUAUGGGUUUAAUUUAAUUAUUGACUAGAGACAGAAUUACCUAUUAUGUAUAGGAAUUUAUUUUUUUCUUUCAUACAUUAUAUAUUUUUAAAAGUCUCCUGUUCUAAUAGUAUAAAUCUGUAAAAAAUAAAUAUUUUUAUAUAAUUCUAAUGGAUUUUGUUAAACAAAAUUUGGCUGAAAAAUACUAUGUUACAAACUGUUGGCUAUUGGCUAAUUAGGACUGGCUGUGUUACUUUGCUGAGGCAAACCUAGCCUCUACAGGACAAAAGCCUAAUAUAUUCCAUACAGAGUUUUAAAAAAUGCUUAAAAUCACAAAGUAUUUUAAAUUGAUCUGCUGGUGAUUCCAAGUUGGCACCAAGCAAACUUUCUGGAACUCUGACUUAUGACUUUCAGUGACCACCUUUUAGAGUAUUUAUUUAAUAACUUUACCACAAUUUGAGAAUGGUGUUUUUAGACUGUAACAACAUUCAGGCUUACAUCUUAUUACUUACUUCUAAGGGAAAUCUAAAUCCUAUAGUGCACAGAAUUCAAGACUAAAUAUAAAGAUUUAUGUUCAGCUCACACUGAAGUACUGGUUGGGUACUUAUGUGUUAAUUCAGUGUGCAUUCAUAAUUAAUUGUUAAUUCAGGUUUAGUCUCAAUUUUAACACUUCAAAAGAUGAUACAGCAAAUUAUUGGACAUCAGACAUGUUAGUUACAAUAGUAAUAUAUUUUCAGGUGUCCAAAAUAACACAAUUUUCAAGAUUCCCACCAAAGUUUAUAAAAUAUAAUCAAGAGUUCUGAGAAAGGGCAAAAUAGUCUAUUUGCAAAGCAAACUUUUAUUAGGCAUAAUUUAUAUUUUGCUUUUCUAGUAGGUUUGAAAACGUUAUUAGAGAUUUGGUUGUGUAGUUUGUGAUUCAUAAAGAAAUAAUCAUAUUUGAGAAGGUGGACCUGUAUCCUAGAUCAUGUCAUAUAUACAGAUAAUGCUGUUUUCUUCUGUGUGUGCUGUAUAUUUUGAUGACCUCCAGAAGCCUUAUUGUAUCAAUCUUUUAUAAUGAUGACUCCUUGAUUAUUUAAAUUCUUAUACUUUUUAGAGUUUACAUGUUACUACUUUGUUCAUUAUAAAAAUGUGCUAACUCAUGGGAGAAGAGUGCCAACUGAUAGUUCUAUAAAACUUAAGAAUAUGGUAUUUUGGAAGAAAAUUUUGAAAUGCAACAUGUAGAUGUAUCAACACAGUAAUAUUAUCAAUUCUAUAAUAAGUGAUUUUUAGAGACAUUGUAGACUACUUUUAUGGUGGAAAAUGUAGUUUAGAGAUGCAAAACUUAAAUGUUUACAUCAAUUUAUAUUGAAUGUCACAAUUUCAUAGAAGGAAAGGUGGUUUGAUAUUUAAACUAGAAUCUAAAGAGACAGAAUCUGAGUGGAAAUUAAUUGACUUUGUGCUCAGUAGACUUAGUGUAAUACAAACUAUCCUUAAGAAUUGAUACACUUUUCCUACAUAUCAAAUUAUUAGACUUUUAAAAUGUCAUUGUAUAGUCACCUGAGUUGUUUUGUUUUUAAAAACAGGGUUUAGCAUCACUCAUUUUAUUUACACUUUCGUUGUCAUAAUAUUUAAUUACAUAUGAAUGUAUGCUCUACAUAAGAAAGAGUUUAUGAAAGUUAUUUAUGCUAUAUCGAAAGUCAUCUUAAGGAUCUCCCAGAUAUGUAGCAUAUUUAAAGUAAUUAUAGGACCAAAGAAAAAGCACCUUUAUCAAAACCUGGUCCUAUGUGCCUUGCUUUACCAAAUACCUGACUUUUCUGGAGGACAUUACUGUAAUUCACAAUUUUGGACACAUAGGCAAAAUUAGGAUGUUUUAAGAAUAUAAUUCAAUUUUUUCAUUGUUUCAACAUUUCCUAUUUAAAUCCAUUAUCUAACAGAAUAUUAAAAUAGGUAUAUUAUACAAGUAUUAGUGAACAGAACUUAUUUAAAUAAAUUAUGGUACUAUUGCUCCAUCAUUGAAAUUUUGAAACUUUAACAAUUGUAUAUAAUUGUCAUUUUGGUUUUUUAUUUCUUAUUAUAAGAUAUAAUUUACUGUGAUUUUUAAACUAUUUUUUUAAUGAUUUGGAUUCUGAAUUUGUCUAUAUGUGUAUUUCCUUUGUUUAGGAAGAUUCUUUUGGGUUUGGGGCUGUGAUUUGUAUAUUUAAAUUUUUUAUGGACAUAAUUCAAAGGAAUCUGUAAAUUGGUCUUUUGUUAAAUGGCUUUUUAAUUGAUAAAUUUCUCUUUGUCAUUUUUUGGUAUCCAGUUAUUAUCUAUUCAGUAGAUUUAUGGAAAUAGAUUAUUUUCAUAACUAUGUAAAUUUUUUCCUAUAUUUCCUUGUUUCCCUGUUCACCUGUGCUUGACUUAACCAUGAAUUAGUUUCCUCUCUAUAUAUCAAAAAUGACUCACUGAGCCUUUCCCUACCUCUCUAGUUACCUUUAUCAUGUGUGUGAUCUUCCUUUUUACUAGCCUAUGCCUUAGAAUGAAAGACUGGAUUUUAUUUAAACUCGUUAGAAUUUCUCUACCUGUAUGAUGAUACCAGUCUAAAAUUUUUUUGCUUUAAAUAAAUUAUCUCUUUGCUAGCCUCAAAGUUAAGAAAUUACAGUAAUCAGUAUAUAUUUUUUUCAUAUUUGUUUUUUGGCUGCACCGCAUGGCUUGGAGGAUUUUAGUUCCCCAACCGGGGAUCAAGCCUGUGCCCCCUGCAGUGGAAGCACGGAGUCCUAACCACUGGACCGCCAGGAAAUUCCCAGUUUUCUUCAUAAUUUGAAUAUAAUUGUUUCUAUUGUGACUAUCAAUUCAAUGCAUAGAGAUCAAAUGAUAAGCAAUAUAAAGGAUUUUAUUUCCACCUUUAUUACUGAAGUAACCUUGUACAAAAUGCUGUUUUAAAAUGUUACUAAAAUAAUAUCAGCAUUAAAAUGUAUACCCUUCUUUGGUAUCUUCUCAGAA